CUUAUAAAUGAAUAUUUUACCGAAAAAAAGGUGGCAUGUGCGUACCAAAGAUAAUAUUGCACGUGUGCGGCGCGAUGAAGCAGCUGCAGCGGAAGAAGAGCGAAAACGCCAGGACAAAUUGGAUCUAGCCGAAAGUGAAGCACGUAUAAACUUCCUUCGAAGGCAGUCAGGAUUGCCGGAACGAAAAACUGAUGCAGCCACUACUUCAGCCCAAUCCAUAAGCAGCUCAAAUCGAGAUGCUCUUGGAGUGGAUCUCUUUGCCGACUAUAAGACACACAUAAAGACUACAAAUAAGGACCUGGAAAAGGAGCAAAAGGAGGAACAGGAAAAAUAUGAGAAACAAAUCGGUUAUCUCACCUACUUGGGCCAAGACACUAAUGAAGCUCUGAAAGUACGUAGUUGGUAUGAGGUAGCACCCAAACGUCGACGUCCUGACGAUGAAGGCGAUGCAAAGCAUACAGAGAGGCAGAUUAAACAAAAACUAUCCUUGGAUCCCCUCACAUUAAUAAAUGCACUGAUACCGCCGGAAAAGAAAACUGCGCCUCCCGCAAAGAAAGUUAAGGCGCGUACACCUUCACCAGUGCCUGAUGCUAAACCUUCCAAAUCAAAAAAACCCAAAAAAGAUAAAAAGAAAAGCAAGAAACACAGAAAAGAGAAAUCAUCACGUGGAAAAGAUUUAAGGGACACUGCUAAGCAACACAAACGGGAAAAGCUUGAAAGACUUCGUAAGGAACGUUUGCGACGUGAGGCUGCUGAGCGUUUACGUGCGGAGGCUUUAUUUGCUCCUUCUGUCUCGGUGUCGGGAUCAUCAGCUACUGCCGCUAGUACACCAGCAGUAACGCCAAGGAUUGUCCAAAAAUACAACAGUCAAUUCAAUCCCGAAAUCGCAAAACAAAAUAUGGUUUAAACAUUUAAAAUAUAUAUAUUCGAAGAGGAUACUAUAAAGUUUCAGACUUUAUAACGUUAAGAAGGGUUGA
Molecule: messenger RNA, 977 nt
Organism: Drosophila willistoni
Lineage: Eukaryota; Metazoa; Arthropoda; Insecta; Diptera; Drosophilidae
Product: leukocyte receptor cluster member 1 homolog
Exons: 3
Coding region: 8-907 (299 amino acids)
Source: RefSeq, a predicted model, not a curated record